GUAAAACAUUAGGCUUCCGGCCUACUAUAUAGCCGCGAGUCAUGAUACACACAUAUUUCAGCUGAUCCAACAGUGGACGGCAGUUACCUCCAUGGAGCGCAAUUUGCGCCUAGGCUUCGCGCUUCUAUGCCUGGGUUUUAUCACUGGGUCUGUUAGUAUCUUACUGCUUUUUGACAGAUUUUUCCUCAAUGUAUCAAAUGUGUUUGUGGUAUCAGGUCUUUACUGUAUACUAGGAACUCGCAAAUUCAUCGCAUUCUUCACGAGUACCAGCAGGAUCAAGGGGACGAUUAUAUACUUCCUAGGCAUACUUGGAGUCAUCUGUGGAUGGUCUAAAAUAGGCUUCAUCUUCGAAACUUACGGUGUAUACUUGCUUUUUGGCGCUUUCCUACCGAAUAUUAUAUCGUACAUCCGUGUUACACCGUUUAACUUUGUUUUGGACUUGCCUGUUAUAAAAACUGUUGUGGCAUAUCUACAGGAGAAAUCUUCAUUGCCACUAUGAAUUAAAAGGAUAUGGAACAUUUAUUGCUGCAUUUAAAAUGCCAUGAGAUGCCAAUGCAUCUUCCAGAUGCUGUGAAAAAGAUCUGACAAUGCAACGUACGCUAGGAUACACGGGAUUCGUGCACUUUGCUUUGUGUUUGAAGUCGAUUGUAGUGAUAUGUUGAGUAACAACCAGUCACUUAGAUGUGAUACUGAAGCGCAAUACCCAGGUAGACAGCCGUGGUGCCAUGGUUUUGAAUCCCACGACAAUGGAAACACAGUAGAACUGUAUCUAUUAUAUAGAAUGCCUUUUAUAUUUGAGAUUGACUACGUCAUUCAUAUAUGAAGGCUCACAGUUCAUAGGGCUAUGUAUGCACGAGCACUUGAUUGCUGUAUUGAUACCACUGUUUGGGGCUUUUCAAAGACUCUAGUACACCUUUUAUACCUAUGACGCCGACAAAGGCCCACUGUAAGGUUAUGUUUAAAACCUGUUGAUGAAAAUUGUGGUAUAUGGCAAUAAUAUAUUGGAUGUGAAAGGGCUGGGUUCAUUGUAGACAGCAUCUCUUUGCAGGCAAUGGACGUAUCAUAUUUCCUGCAGCAAAUGACAGUGUCCGUAGCUAUCAAAAAACGCGACAUCGCUAGGGGUUAUUGCAGUGAACUUCGUUUCAUUGUUAUAAAUAUAAUAGCAUAACUCUACUAUCAAAUGACACUACAAAAAACUGACAGUUUAUUUUGAAAUUGUAUAGCAUCGCU
This is a messenger RNA of Babesia bovis T2Bo, 1230 nucleotides long. Its product is annotated as Got1/Sft2-like family protein. Gene Ontology annotation, biological process: endoplasmic reticulum to Golgi vesicle-mediated transport; retrograde transport, endosome to Golgi. The record is from RefSeq and is a predicted model, not a curated record. The coding region runs from base 92 to 499 and encodes 135 amino acids. NCBI's taxonomy places the organism in Eukaryota, Apicomplexa, Aconoidasida, Piroplasmida, Babesiidae. The transcript has a single exon.